CCACGCUCCGGACAUUCUCGCCCCACGAUGGCGCAUUCAGUAUUCAGGAGUCCGCUGAGGAGAACUAGCCACAUACUAGGCGAUGUCUAUCGGUCGCUCACCCGCUAUCUCCGCAUUCCAUCUGCUUGCUGAUCUUACGACGGAGUGAUCUUCUGAGCCCCAGACCCAAGGGCGAGGAUGGCCCUCAACGUGAGACCGCCGACUCUGCUUGUGUGCGCAGCCCUGGUCGCUGCUUGUGGCUGCUUGCUCUCGGUUCCUCGGGUCGCCAGCGAGUACAGGGAAGUCCACACCAACGCCUGGUACGACAAGAGCGUCCACGGGAAGCCUGUCAUCGAAUACGUGGAUGUAAAUUUUUUUGUGCAUAAUAUCACCGAAGGCAAGCUCUUUUUGGACAAGGGCCUCAGUAAGGAGACUGGAACCCUCGGCCGCUUCCCUGUGCCAAAGUGCCUGGAGAAAUUCAACCCAUGUCCCUUCGGUCCGAACGGCAAGAGGCGGGAGAUGAGGUCCCGCAAAACCAAGCAGACGGUCUUUAUACACUUAAAUAAUACGAAAACAAAUAAGACUGAAGUAAAGAAAUAUAUUCACGAGGUGGACUCUGAAUGCUAUUGCGAACCAGAGAGCGAAGUUAAUUCCUCACAGGCUUUUAAGGUUCCUGUUCCAUCAGUGUGUCAGUUAUUGAUAUUGCUGUUUUCUUUUAUUAAAAAUGACAUGACGAAUAUUUAACAUACAGUGUGUGCAUUUGUGCAAAGGACAUACAUUGGCUUCUAAAAUAGUCCCAAGCUGCGCGUUGCAAGAUUGAAAGGCUGGGACCACCUGUCCCAGGAGCAGCUUACUCUUCUGCCCGUCCUUGAAAUGACGAUUCACUCUGGCCGAUGCGCAGGCCUGUCCAAUCUAACAUUUACUUCCGUUGUCUUAUUUCUAUAUAAUAAACUGCAUCUCCAAG
Molecule: messenger RNA, 943 nt
Organism: Penaeus chinensis
Lineage: Eukaryota; Metazoa; Arthropoda; Malacostraca; Decapoda; Penaeidae
Exons: 2
Coding region: 178-723 (181 amino acids)
Source: RefSeq, a predicted model, not a curated record